Molecule: messenger RNA, 714 nt
Organism: Entamoeba invadens IP1
Lineage: Eukaryota; Evosea; Mastigamoebida; Endamoebidae
Exons: 1
Coding region: 1-714 (237 amino acids)
Molecular function (GO): RNA binding; zinc ion binding
Source: RefSeq, a predicted model, not a curated record
AUGCCGAAAGAAGGGAUAGAGGUUUUAACUGAGAAGCAAAAAGCUUUUUUCUUUCCAACGAGUGAAGAAGUAUUAAAUGCCGAAACGACCGAGAAGUUAGUCAAGACGAUCUAUGCUGUUAGUGAGAAUGUUGAGCGCCGUAAAAAGAUCCAAAAAUUCACCACAUUAGACGUUCAAUCUGACGUUGAAGAUAUUGUCUUAGUUUUCCCGAGUCAAAUAGCUUUAGCCGAGAUGGCUGAAGAAGAAGUUGAUGAUGAGGAAUUGAAGAAGAUUGAAGAUGAUGUUGUGUGUACCAUUUGUGGCGAGAAAGGCCAUAUCAGUGUCUUAUGUCCCAACAGACAACUUCGUAAACCCGAUCAACCGACUCUUAUUCGCCAAGAGGAUUCAUCAACAUAUGUUCCUAUUCACAUGAGAAAACAAGCCGAUGGAACUGCUUUCGAGAGAGACUUUGCAAUUCGUCUUAUUAAUGUCCCACCUACCGUCGAUGAGGUCGUCCUCAAAGCGUUGUUAUUCAAAUUACUCGGAAAAGAGGGGUUGGCUCUUCGUAUUUAUUUCCAAUUGGACUACGAAACUAAUGCAAGAAGAGACUGCUGCUUCAUCAAUUUCGCUACUAAAGAAAUCGCUGAAAAGGCUAUCGAAAAGCUCGACGGAUAUCUCAUUGACUCAGCAAAGUUGUCCUGUUCAAUGGCAAGAAAACGUGCUCAACUCCUUUGA